Annulohypoxylon maeteangense is the source of this 3483-nucleotide messenger RNA. Its product is annotated as Adaptor protein complex AP-3 delta subunit. The transcript has 6 exons. The record is from RefSeq and is a predicted model, not a curated record. Bases 262 to 3381 code for a protein of 1039 amino acids. Lineage: Eukaryota; Fungi; Ascomycota; Sordariomycetes; Xylariales; Hypoxylaceae. Gene Ontology annotation, cellular component: membrane coat; AP-3 adaptor complex; endosome membrane. Gene Ontology annotation, biological process: Golgi to vacuole transport; protein targeting to vacuole.
UGUAUGUUGCACAUGCACUUCUUGAAGUUCUUGUUACCUUGACAAAAUAUGCCAAAUACUGUUAAACUCGAUGACAACUCAACAUCCUAGAUGAACGGCACAUCUACCGCGCCCACAUCUUGCUCGGCUACUCUCUCGCUGUCAAGAUGAUCAAUUAUCUGAGGCAAAUCUUGAACCUGCAUUCUGAUACGUACAGCUGAUUGUUCUUCUAAACCGCCCCGACGCUCGGCCAGCACCGGCAAAGGUGCAAAUUGGACAACCAUGUUCGAGAAGUCGCUAUACGACCUCAUUCGAGGCUUAAGAAAUCAUAAAGGCAACGAGAAAGAGUACAUGCAAAAUUGCUUGAAAGAAUGUCGUUCAGAAAUCCGAAGCCAGGAUCUAGAUCUCAAGGCGACCGCUUUGCUAAAAUUAAUAUACCUGGAAAUGUUCGGACACGACAUGUCAUGGGCCUCCUUCAACGUGCUCGAGGUUAUGGCUUCUCCCAAAUACCAUCAAAAGCGAGUGGGAUAUCUUGGCGCCAUUCAGAGCUUUCGCCCUGAUACAGAGGUCCUCAUGUUAGCAACCAAUCUCCUCAAGAAGGACUUGACUGCAGCACCGACGACUACCAUCGCUCUUCCGAUCGUGACUCUUCCGCAUGUCAUCACACCGUCCCUUGCGCUCUCCGUUCUACCCGAUCUUCUACCACGACUCAACCAUACCCAUCCUGCAAUUCGCAAAAAGACCAUUGUCACCUUAUACCGACUCGCCUUAGUAUAUCCCGAAACUCUACGUGCUGCUUGGCCGAGGAUUAAAGAUAGGCUCAUGGACAGGGCUGAAGACCCCAGCGUUACAGCCGCUAUCGUGAAUGUCAUCUGCGAGCUCGGAUGGCGGCGGCCCCACGAUUUUCUCCCGUUGGCACCUCGCCUGUUCGAGCUAUUGGUUGACAGUGGAAAUAAUUGGAUGGCAAUAAAAUUGAUCAAGUUGUUUGCUACCUUGACGCCACUUGAGCCUAGGCUUGUUCGAAAACUGCUACCGCCUUUGACUGAGAUCAUCCGUACAACGCCUGCCAUGUCCUUGUUGUAUGAGUGUAUCAGCGGCAUUAUCCAAGGCGGUAUCCUUGGGAGCGGCGAAGAUUCAGAUGGGAGAGAAGAGAUCGCAUCCCUUUGCGUUAACAAGCUACGGGGCAUGAUAAUGAUAGAUGGCGAUCCAAACUUAAAAUAUGUAGCGUUGCUCGCAUUCAAUCAGAUCGUCGUCACUCAUCCUUGGCUAGUUGCUCAACAGGAAGAUGUUAUUUUAGAGUGCAUAGAUAGCACCGACAUCUCAAUUCGUAUUAAAGCACUGGAUCUUGUACAGGGCAUGGUCAGCGGUGACAAUUUAGUCUCCAUUGUUAGUCGUCUUAUGAGACAACUCAAGCUCUCGUCUUCAGCAGACCGCAGGGCAGCAAACUCGUCACGGUUGAGUCCAGAGGAUUCAGAUGACGAAGAUUUCGAAAGAACCAGCGAUUCUGCAUCAAAAUCAACAAACCAGUCUCCGCCACUUCCGGAUGAUUACAGGAUCGACGUUAUCGGCAGGAUACUAAACAUGUGUUCUCAGAACAAUUAUGGUUACUUGACGGAUUUCGAAUGGUAUCUUGAUAUAUUGACACAACUUGUUCGAACUGCUCCGAUACCACGGCCUGUGGUUGAUACCAAUUCCAUUUCCGCAUCAGGAAAAUCAAACGAGGGUGAUAUAUCUGAGAGAAUAGGCGGGGAGUUGCGGAAUAUCACCGUCAAAGUUCAGGCUCUUCGUCCUAUAUGUGUUAGAGCUGCCGAGGCGAUUUUAUCUCAGUUGAAUGGCGAAACAUCGAUUGGACAACCUAUUAAUUCGGGGGCAUUAAAACCAGUUGCUUGGAUUAUCGGUGAAUUUUCAUCAGAUUUAUCUUCUCCGGACGAUAUCCUUGGAACUCUGCUGCAAACCAUCCCAAAGACCCCAUCUCCCGAAUCUCUUGCAGCCUGUCUCCAGGCGAGUAUGAAGGUCUUUUCCCUAGUUACGGGGGAUCAGUUGGCCCCCUGGACACCCGAGCGUAAAUCAAAAAUUUCACUUCUUAUGGCCCGUAUUAUUCAUUCCUUCGAAUCUUUAGUCCUACACCCGAAUCUCGAAGUUCAAGAACGAGCAGUAGAGUUUAUAGAGUUGCUGAAACUUACUGCCGAAGCGGCUUCGAGUCAGGAGGCGUCAACGGAAACCGUCUAUCAAGACCCACCCCUACUCUUGACACAGGCGAUACCGUCCCUUUUCGCUGGCUGGGAAUUAAAUUCAGUUGCUCAAGCCGCGCAAAAGAAUGUUCCUCUCCCAGAUGGCCUAGACCUUGAUGAGCCUAUCAAUCCGAACCUCAACUUCCUUCUCUCAUCUGCCGAGUCGAUAUCCAUCCCGGUCGACGAAACGGAUGAGUUUGAGAGCUACUACUAUCAGCGACCCCCACCAACUAGUAUUGUUUCCGAGCCAGCCAUCAAUAAGCUGGCAGACAGUCGUGAUGAUACAUCUAAUUCCUACCAACAACCUACCGAGGAGACGUACUUGGAUGCAGACAUCUUAGCGAAAAGGAAAGCCGAGCGCCUGGAAAGGAAUCGCGAUGACCCGUUCUAUAUCCAGGAGAGCAGUUCCAUCCAGAGAUCCUCGACCCCUAUACAUAACAUUCUCCAAAACUCAAACGGCCCCGACCUAGACGUCGAUUCUAUCCCUAUCAUGGAACUCGACCUUGAUAAACUUAGCGCCGGCGUCGAUCACUCACGCCCACAUCAACCAGCCCGCCCAGCCCGCCGUGCGCCGCGCCAGAAGAUCGUCGUCGCAGCAGACGAGAACCUAGCCAGCAGUGGGCUUAGCACGCCUAAUCGGAACUACGACUCCGAGAACAGCUCCGGCGCCGCCGCGUCCAAGGCGCACGGUAAGAAACUCAAGCAAUCCCUCUUAGGCGUGGAUUCGACCAGUAUCGGUGCCCUAAAUCUUGAGGACGACGGUUCGAGCGCCACCGCUUUCGACCCCGAGGCCCGCCAGAGAGAGGAGGCGGAGAUGGCGCAGGCCGUCAAGGAGGUCGAGCGCCUACGUCUCGAGAUGCAGCGCGCGAACGAGAGGAUACAGGUCGCGCAGGGCGUCGACGCCGCGGGCACAGUCGUCAAGAAGAAGAAAACCGGCACCAAGGCCAAGGCCAAGAAACCGAAGACUACAACCGAGGAGACCGGUGACGGUGUAGUAGAGAAUAACGGGGAUGCAGGGACGGAGUUGAAAGUCAAGAAGAAAAAGAAGAAGGUCGCGACGAUAGACGAAGGGACCGGUGCAGCAGCAGCCGGAGAAGUGGUUGUUAAAUCCAAGCCGAAAAAGAAGAAGGCGAAACCGCCUGUUGAAUUCCAUGAUGCGGAGGCUGGGUGAGGGGAUUAACGUGAGCAUUAGCAUCAGCAUUAGUACCUCCUCCUAGGUAGGUAGGUAGGUGUAUAGACAGAAUACCAUUACAAUGCAUUGAUACAAUCUAAA